Molecule: messenger RNA, 1834 nt
Organism: Trematosphaeria pertusa
Lineage: Eukaryota; Fungi; Ascomycota; Dothideomycetes; Pleosporales; Trematosphaeriaceae
Product: PLP-dependent transferase
Exons: 2
Coding region: 266-1633 (455 amino acids)
Molecular function (GO): pyridoxal phosphate binding; transaminase activity
Source: RefSeq, a predicted model, not a curated record
CGCGUUAUUCCGUUGGAUUCAGCCAGCAUGAGCGGGACCGGCCCGAGAUCGGAACAAAAAGGCACGCGGCUCGGAAAAGCCCAUCGGGAAAGUCGCCGAGGUCGGCAGCAUCUACACCACCUCAUUUGACGCUCCAGACGCUCGCGACUGAGCCCAUGCAACUCCCCGAUGGCCUCUCGGUCCCCCGGUUAUAUAUAACACAACAUAACGCUGCAAAGGGGUUCGUUUACAGCCUCAUAAACCGGGUUUCGAAGGCUGUACCACCAUGUCUCCUUCCGUCGUGGCUCCUACGGCUUCCACAAUCACAGACAUAAAAGCCCACGUGAAGAGCGGCGAUGCCACUGUCAGGGAGGCACUUGAAGCGGCAAAGGCACGCUUUACAGUGAGAAACCCGACGAGCUUGAAGUUCCACGAGGAGGCUGUUAAGAGCUUGCCCGGUGGGAAUACAAGGAGCUUGCUGCAUACAGCCCCUUUUCCAGUCUUCAUCAAGAGCGGGAAGGGGUACCAAGUAACAUCAGAGGAUGGCCACACAUACACGGAUUUUGUUGGCGAGCUCACGGCUGGUCUUUUCGGACACUCACAGCCCUUGAUCCAAGAUGCCCUCGUCGGCACCAUCCGUGAUGUUGGCCUCAACCUAGGUGGAACAACCAAGCUCGAAGCCCAACAUGCCUCUCUGAUCUGCAGCCGCUUCAAUCUCGACUUGAUCAGGUUCACCAACUCGGGGACGGAAGCCAACCUGCAUGCCAUUCAGGGAGCCAAACGCUUCACAAGAAAGCGGAAGGUUGUCGUAUUCACUGGUGGGUAUCACGGAGGUUGCUUCAGUUUCCCUGAAGAUAAGCCAGCGGUGAACUGCGUAGACCAGGACGAUUGGAUAAUCGCAGAGUACAACGAUGUUGAGGAUGCGAGGAGAAAGAUCGAAGAGAGUGGAGACAUCGCGGCCGUUCUCGUCGAAGGCAUGCAAGGCCACGGACCGUGCAUCGUCGGUACCUAUGAAUUCCUCCACCAGAUCCAGGAAUCGGCGCGGAAGGUUGGCGCAUUGUUCGUCCUCGAUGAGGUCAUGACGAGUCGUCUGUCAGGAGGAGGCCUGCAGCAACUAGAGGGCUUGAAGCCGGAUCUUACGACCAUGGGAAAAUAUCUCGGCGGCGGGAUAACGUUUGGCUGCUUCGGCGGCAGGGAGGAAAUCAUGCGUGUCUACGAUCCGCGUGACGGCAACGCACUCGGCCACUCUGGAACCUUCAACAACAACACGCUCGGCAUGGCCGCGGGUUACACCGGCCUCUCGCAAGUCUACACUCCCGAAGUAGCUCGCGAUUUCAAUGCCAUGGGCGACAGGCUCCGGAAGAAGCUGCAAGAGAUCGGCCAAGGCACGAAGAUGACUAUCACAGGGCGAGGAACCAUCAUCGGCAUUCACUUCUUGAAGGACGGAAGGAAAGAGCUGAAGAGCUUCAGGGAUAGACAGGAUGAGGUAGAGCUGCGAGAGUUGUGGUGGUUCGAGAUGAUGGAGGACGGGUUUUGGAUCACGAAGCGCGGGAUGCUCGCGCUGAUUCUUGGGACGCCGUGGGACGAGCUAGAGAGGUUAGUUGGUUGCGUGAGCGGCUUUUUGAAGAGGCAUGAAGCGCUGGUGAAGCUUUAGAAAACUCCGCCGUAUAUGAUCUAGCUUCAGAGAAGACCUCCUCGAGGGUAGGUUUCAGUAUUGCGCUGCACGUCAGCAUGUCUUUGUCCAGGCUGCAAACAUCCGCUCAAAGGACUUCAAGGCACUACGCAUAAAUUAGCUUGCCGUUCGGACCAGCGUUCAGAAAAAUUAUGAAGCCGCGUAGUCGCGUGAGACUCCAUG